Sardina pilchardus (European sardine) is the source of this 4053-nucleotide messenger RNA. It is a transcript of the gene rnf10, whose product is annotated as ring finger protein 10. Gene Ontology annotation, molecular function: transcription cis-regulatory region binding; metal ion binding. Gene Ontology annotation, biological process: positive regulation of myelination; positive regulation of transcription by RNA polymerase II. The coding region runs from base 364 to 2736 and encodes 790 amino acids. NCBI's taxonomy places the organism in Eukaryota, Metazoa, Chordata, Actinopteri, Clupeiformes, Clupeidae. The record is from RefSeq and is a predicted model, not a curated record. The transcript is spliced from 17 exons.
UGGCGACCCGUCGCCAUAAGUCCGAGUUCGUUCUUGUGCGCAGAAUUUGGGGAGAAACCCACAUAUUUGCCCGUUUUCCACGCUUGGGAAGCGGCUAUCGCCUUUAAGAGGCUCAGCUUUUCCCACAACAAGGAAAAAGCUGCAAUUCCCGGGGUCCGGGCCCCGCUUUUUUGAGCACUCGUUCUCCUACUGUAUUAGCUUUCUUUACUGAGACGCCUGAACUGUGUCUCUUUUUUUCUCUGUUGUUUUGCUGUCAAGAUGUCGCCGUAAUGGAGUCUCCGUGUAUGACAGAAAUGAUCCAGGGCCUUCGUCGCCUGACCCGCACUUGUAAUAACCCGCUCACCUCUCCUUUCGUCCCAUUUAAUGCUAGAGAGCUCGGACGCUCUCUCCCCGGAGCUCGGCCUCAAAUCCUCUCUGAAGAACAUCAUGGAGAAAAAUCCGAACUGCAACGGCAACAACAAGGUCCCGCCCCGCUCGAGUUCUACAGGCCCAGCUCCUGGAGAUUCUAAACCUAAAACAGACGGCAAGAAUAAUGGAGGCUCCAAGCGCUACAACCGUAAGCGGGAGCCUGCUUUCCCCAAGACAGAGGGCUUCCCAGGCCCCCGUCGCACCAAUCCACAGAAAAGCAAGAAUUUCGACAAGAGACCCCCCCAGAGGGGAGGAAGUGGCCGGCAGUAUGGGCUCAUGGGCGGUGGGAGAAGAGAAGAGGUAGCAGAAAGCCGCCGGGCGGAGUUCAGCCCGGCUCAGUUCACUGGACCCAAGAAGAUAAGCCUGAACCACCUGCUCAACUUCACGUUUGAGCCGCGAGGCGGCCACGGCAACGGCGGUGGCGAUGGCCACACCUGCUGGGGCCGCCGCAACAAGUGGGGCCACAAGCACAAGCCCUUCAACAAGGAGCUCUUCCUGCAGGCCAAUUGCCAGUUUGUGGUGAUGGAUGACCAGGACUACACGGCCCACUUCACUGACCCAGACUCUCUGGUCAACUGGGACUGUGUGCAGCAAGUGAGGAUCUACAGCCACGAGGUGCCCUCCUGCCCCAUCUGCCUGUACCCCCCGGUGGCGGCGCAGAUCACGCGCUGCGGCCACAUCUUCUGCUGGCCGUGCAUGCUGCACUACCUCUCCCUCAGCGACAAGGACUGGUCCACGUGCCCCAUCUGCUACGAGUCCGUCAACGGACCCGACCUCAAGAGUGUGGUUGCCAUGGAGACCCGUCAGUACGCGGUGGGCGACCAGAUCACCAUGCAGCUCAUGAGAAGGGAGAAGGGCUCGCUGAUCGCACUGCCCAGCUCUCAGUGGGUGAAGGUGGAGGAGCCCAUCCGCUUUGGAGAUGGGCACCUGGGCACGUACUCCAAGCUGCUGCUGGCCUCUGAGGAGCAGGUGCUGGGGCUGCUGCAGGAGGAGAAGGAGGCGCUGAGGACCCAGCUGUGCCUGGAGGAGAACGACCCGCAGGACUGCUUCAUCCAGAGCGCCCUGCACCAGCUGCAGGAGCGUGAGGAAUCUCUGCUGAAGCGGACCUCUCAGGAUGUGUCCGGUGCAGAAGGACUGGACCUGCGGAAGCUGUCCCUGUCUGACCCCCCCUCUCCUGAGGACGCUGUGGUGGUCUCCUAUCCCAGCUCCAAGCCUGUGCUGCAGUACUCCUCGGCAUUCGACGACGAGGUGCAGGUGAUGCCAGACGUGGACCCUGUAGAGGUGGCUGAGGAGGUGCCUGAAGGACCCGCUGAGGCCCUUGUGAAGCAGGAGGCUGAUGCAGAGGCCCCACAGGCAGUGGAGGGGCCACCUGUUGGUUCCCAGACUGAGAUGGGCAAACCUCAGACCUCCGAGCCUGGGCCCUACUACUACUUCUACCAGGCGGACGAUGGUCAGCAGAUGUUCCUGCACCCGGUGAACGUGCGCUGCCUGCUGAGGGAGUACGGCAGUCUGGAGGCCAGCCCCCCCGCCAUCACCGCCACCGUAGUGGAGGUGGAGGGACAAGCCGUCACCGAGGAAGUGCGCCGCCGGCACAGGUACCUGGCCCACCUGCCCCUGACGUGUGAGUUCAGCAUCUGUGAGUUGGCGCUGCAGCCUCCGGUCCUCUCAAAAGAGACCCUGGACAGCUUUGCAGAUGACCUGGAGAAGAGGAAGCGUCUACGGCAGAAGAAAGCGAGGGAUGAGAAACGGAGGGAGAGGCGUAUCGAGAUGGAGGAGAACCGGAAACAGGGCAAAUAUCCGGAGGUGCACAUUGGCUUGGAGAACCUGCAGCAGUUCCCUGCGUUUGGUUCUCCCCCUGAUGGCGGCAGCAGCCCUCCUGCCCACCCGGAGUUCCUGCUGGCCCCCCCCUCACCUCUCAGCAGCAGCCCUGCCUCAGAUGGAUUGAUGUUCCCCAGUCUGGGUGCGCACAGCCCUGUGCUGAGCGUGGGCAGUAUGGAGGAUGACUCCCACUGCAUGUCCUUUGCCCAGAUGCUCCGAGAUGGCAAAGCCAGAGGUGAUGUUGGGCCUAAAAUCACCCCAAAGAAAGUGGACAUGCUGCUCGCCCCCCCGGUGGCAGACAGUGAUGGGGAGAGCGACGGCUCGGACCGGGUUCCUGUGCCCAGCUUCCAGAACUCCUUCAGCCAGGCCUUUGAGAAGGCGCUGAUGCAGCUGGACCAUGGGCCCCCAGCCGCCCCGCAGCCGGCUCCCAUGCCAGAAGAGAAAGGGGGCAAGAAGAAAAAGAAAAAGCAGAAGCUUCUGUUCAGCACCUCUAUGGUUCACACCAAGUAGAAGAGGACUCGCAAACACACACGCACACCUCAUACUCCCUCCGCUCAUGACUCAAGUUAUCCCCAUCCAGCUGUGUAUCUUGCUUGCCUCUCGUUUUUAUUCUCCACUCUCUCAAGUAACAUUGAUUCUCAUUGUAGCUGCUUAUUUUACGAGUGACUUGGCAGCUGCGCACCCCUGUGAAACAGCAGUGCCCUUCUGCACUGCCCUAACCUGGCCAUGCCCAUGUACAGUCCCUCAUACCGUUCAAAUGUUUUAAAAUAAACCUGAAAUGAUUUAGUAUAAAACGUGAAGCUCAAAGCCAAGACAUUAAACUGCAGAUUGAUAAGUAUUAACUCACAGCAUCCCGAUGUCAUAAGACUUGCAUAUUUUUUGUUAUUAUGUUCUGGAGGAGUAGCCGGCAUCAUAAGGAACUUUUAACAAAAAAUUGCAUGAGAUGACGCUCGAUGCAGGAGGUCAUGUUUUUCUAUGAGGAUUGUUGGUAGAUUGUUGGAGUGGAUGGGUAGGUAGGGUGAAGUGUAGCAGUCAGCCAGCUGUAGAUUUGCCUUCCAGGACCCCCCUUCCCACUCCGAGUCAAUCGCACCCCUCACAAACCUCAGACAAGGCCAACUCCUGUCCGUUUUCCUGGUGCUUUCUGAGAUCAGUGUUCAUGGCAGCCAUUUGGACCUAGACAUUUUGAAGUGAAACAUGUCAGAGGUCGAUAAAUGUCCCAAAAUACUUCAGGAAUGUUUUGUUAAACAUAAUGAGUAAGCUGCUAAAUGAAUUUCGCUAUCUUUUUUCCCCCCUUUUUUUUUUUAAUAAAUAGCAGGUUCACGCUAUUGCAUACACUGCAUUGAUAGCAGUUUUCUGUCCUCUUGACUAGAUUUGCACCCCCACCCCCCGCAGACCGAUCAGAUCUGAUUUUAGUUCAUAUGUAGACAUUUCUUAGUUUAUAGCCAUUGGUUUAUUUCACACUAGAAAUGGUGAUUAUGGUGCAGAGCUGAAUUAAUGAUUUCAUCCAAAUAACUACCCCAAGUGAAACCAGCAAGGUCUCAGUUCUACAGCCCAUUUUGCCCCCUGUAAUUCAUGUCCAACCCUGCAACACUGUCGCUGUGUGUGUGUGUGUGUGUUUGAGAAUCCAUAGAGAGGUGCUGGCUGCUCAUCUGCUUGCCAUGUAUUGAGUGUAAAGACCGACAAGAGAGAAAAUUAUACAAAAUAUUUUUGUUUGAGGGUUCUUUAAAUUUACUUUCAUUUUUAUAGGUCAACUUCACAGGAAGAGGAAAAAAAAAAUUAAAAGUGACCUAAAGUUGGAAUGAAUAAAGAUUAUUAUACACAGCCAAA